GGGGCGUGGCCAGGCGGCGGCGAAAGGAGCGCGGUCAGCUGACUUGGGCUCGCGGCACGGGCUCCGGCGGAAGGAGGGCGCGAGGGGACGCGCGAGGGACCCCGCGGCCUGAGGGAGUUGCCAUGGCGACCACCGUGAGCACUCAGCGCGGCCCGGUAUAUAUUGGUGAACUUCCUCAGGAUUUUCUUCGAAUUACCCCAACACAGCAGCAGCAACAAAUCCAAAUGGAUGCUCAGACAGCUCAACAAUUACAGUAUGGUGGAGCAAUGAGUACGGUUGGGAGACUGAAUGUCACAGUAGUGCAGGCAAAAUUAGCAAAGAACUAUGGUAUGACACGCAUGGAUCCAUACUGCAGAAUACGACUUGGCUAUGCUGUCUAUGAAACUCCUACAGCUCAUAAUGGAGCCAGAAAUCCUCGAUGGAACAAAUUUAUUCAAUGCACUGUUCCCCCUGGAGUGGAUUCUUUCUAUCUUGAAAUAUUUGAUGAGCGAGCCUUUUCUAUGGAUGAUCGCAUUGCUUGGACUCAUAUUACUAUUCCUGAAACAUUGAAACAAGGGAAAGUAGAUGAUAAAUGGUAUAGCCUGAGUGGAAAGCAGGGAGAUGACAAAGAAGGAAUGAUUAAUUUGGUUAUGUCAUAUGCGUCCUUUCCAGCCGCCAUGAUGAUGCAGCCCCAGCCAGUGGUCUUGAUGCCCACAGUAUAUCAGCAAGGAAUUGGAUAUGUGCCUAUAACGGGAAUGCCUGCUGUUUGUAACCCAGGUAUGGUGCCUAUGGCAGUUCCACCUCCUGCAGUCAACCCUCAGCAUGUCUGUAAUGAAGAGGAUCUGAAAGCUAUUCAAGACAUGUUCCCCAACAUGGGCAGAGAAGUAAUCCGUUCAGUACUAGAAGCCCAGAGAGGGAACAAGGAUGCUGCUAUCAAUUCCUUGCUUCAAAUUGCAGAAGAAUCAUAGAACCUUCUGCCCAUUCCCCAUAUUCACUGUUACCUUUUACUUUUGAUUUUGCCAAGCCAGGGAUUUAGGUAGCGGAAGAACUUCCUGAGAAAGUAUCUGGAGAGUUUUGGGGUUUUUUUUAAAUGUGGUGAUGGUGGUUGGGACACUUGCACAUAUGUUUCUACAUAUGAUCUAUGAAAACCUCAGCCCUUUUAAUGAAAUAUUAGUUCUAUGUUUGGCUGGAUUUCUGUGAGAGGCAGAGUUAGGGUUUCUUUGCUGCUGCUCCCUUUUUAUGUUUCUGGGAAACACACACUAGCAUAUACUUCCAGUGUUCAGCACUACGCAUUUUGUGGAUGAAAGCAGAAGGUGUCAGUAGUAGGUUGAUGGGUGACUGCUAUUCUAUAGCAUGUUAUUCAGAGAAGUAAUUUCUGCCUCAAUGUACACCUCUUUCUGUGAAACACAAGGGUAUUACACAGUACACUUGAGAUUAUUUAAUAAAUCUUGGACAGGGCAGCAAUUCAUAAUACUUUGAAAGACAGACAAUCCGGCUUUCUACUAACUUUUGCAGUCAUUCUUGUGAAAGUUCGCUUUUCUCGUCCUGUUUAUUGGGCACGAUUGCAAUAUAUUUGUUUGGUUCUUUGGGGAAAGAGCUAGUUGCUAUCAUGUGGGAUGUUGCUCUGCCUCUGAAAUCUAUAGUGGCUUUUUUCUCAGGAUAUAACAGCAUAUGUUCGAAGGUCAGAAUUGUGGCUUAAAUGUGCUCUUUUAUGUACCUCUAUUGGUCUUGCUUCUAUGUCUGUCAUCUGUUUAGAAAGAUGAAAACAGAUAUUACACAUUGGAAAACUUGACAACCUGAUUUAAUAUUCAUGCCUCCUAAUUAACAUCAUAAAAUGAUUUGAGAAGAAGCUGGCUUCAUUUUUUUCUUCUUGAGGCAAAAUUUAUUUUCAAGAUACAGCUUUUUAGUAGAAUAUAUACUGUAAUUCCUCACAUCACAAUUGACUUGACAACAUCAGAGUUCAAGCUUAGGAAACAAUUUAUUGUUCCAAAUGAGACAAACCAAACAAAAUACAAUCCCAAUCAAAAGAUGUGUAUUGUACAUACUCACUGUAUAUUGCUAACACCUUUAGAACCUUAGGACAUAAUACAUUUUGUAUCUCUUUAAUGCGUUUUUUAAUUCAUUUUUGGGCAGGGGAAAGCAAAGUAAUGCACUUUAAUAUGCACAUUUUCCUAUAAUGUGCAGUUUGGCAUUUUGAUGGUUUCAAACAUUUUGCAUACCUUGUAUAAUUAAUAACUGUACUUUGUCCUUCCUCGAGUGUUUGAACACAGUACAAACUUUUUCAUUGGCUGUGAAUUUAUUACUUUGAAAGGAAGUGCUCAUGUUUUUUUUCAUCUUUACUUAUUUUUUUGCUCCUUUCUCUGAAGAGUUUUUAAAAUAGUCUAUUAAAAAUUUUAGUCCACUAAAAUUACUUACUUUUAUCAUCUCCACACAAAUACUCCUGGCACAGCCAGCUAUGGUUAAAAUAUUUAUUUUUUUAAUAAUUAAAGUAUAGGUAAGAAAAUAAUUUUUAAAUAUUGUACCAAAAAGUGUGUGUUUUCCUUCUACCAUUUGUUACUUAAAAUGUCACUGCUGUUUUGGUUAGCAGACUUGCAAGUGUUAGUUCUUCUUUCUGCUCCCCUCUCCUUCUGUUUCUUUUUAAGUUCAUAGAUAACAGUACAUGUCAAUGUAUUUUAAAAAACAUACUCUAGAACACAGCAUAUGGCAUUCCAGUUAUUGUUGGAAUAUAAUUACCAUUGGUGAGCUGGCUAGGGCUGGCCAAAAUUGUAGUCCAAAGCCACCUGGGGGGCCAAAACCACCCAGAGUUUUAGUCCAAAACCAUCUGGAAAGCCAAAACCAUCUAGAAUUGUAGUCCAAAGCCAGCUGUUCCAGAACCAAUCCAUGUUCACCAGAAUAUUAGCUUGGUUUCUUUUUCAUACCUUACAGCACUACAAAAUAGAUAUGUUAAUUAAUAUCAGACAUUUGUCGUUAACAUCAUAGAACAGUCAAUUCCUGUGAUAUAUGUGAAUGAGAUCUUGAUGUGUAAUGUGGCUCUGAAGUGGAAAAAAAACUAGGAUAGCAAUUCGGCCUUUGGAAAAUGAUAGGACAUGGUGGAUUAAAAUGAGCUCCAUUACACACACAGUUCUAAACAUUUGAGUUUAUUCUGAAGUAACCAGCAGACAUGAUUUUGGCAGCUUUCUCAUAGUUUAAAAAUAGUAUUGAAUUAUGUACAUGAUUCUUUAGGAGCUGACUUAUGAACAUGUUUACUGAUAACAAGUGUAUUCCCCUGGCAACAGCAUCCCAAAGCAGUGUUUGGCUCAGAAUGUUCAGCUGGUGGAAAGCACAGCAUGUGAUUUUCUUUUUUAACUGAAAUAGCUCCUAGCAUCACUUGCCUCUGUUCUGGCUGGACCAUCAACUUCCUCAAGCAUAUUUUUUAGGAAGCUUGGACAGAUAAAAAAUCUUCUAAUAAAGGAAGGAGCCCUUAUGUUCACAGGAGGUUAAGUUGGAUCCAACCCACUGAAAACAGUCGAGGAUGCACUUUCAUGUAAAAUAGAAAUGGGAAAGGUAAAACUAAAAUUUCCCAAAGGUCCCAGCAAUUCAGAGCUUGUAGAAAGCCCUGGAAGCUUUAAUAGUGGUUCUUUGUUUGUGUAUGUUAAAACUAAAAGAAUCAUCAUAGAUUAUUGGGAGCUACUAGGAUAUAAAAUACUUUGCUGUUACUAUUAUUCCACUAUUAGUGGGGGUUUUUCUUGUCAUAAUGGCAAUACACCAUUGAUGUAAAAUUAAUAUUCAGCCUUUUCUGAUUAUUGUAUAUGUGUCAUUAAAAAUAAAAAGAGGUAAUUGCAAGCAUGA
Molecule: messenger RNA, 3807 nt
Organism: Anolis sagrei ordinatus
Lineage: Eukaryota; Metazoa; Chordata; Lepidosauria; Squamata; Anolidae
Gene: TOLLIP
Product: toll interacting protein
Biological process (GO): ubiquitin-dependent protein catabolic process
Cellular component (GO): cytoplasm
Molecular function (GO): ubiquitin conjugating enzyme binding; ubiquitin binding
Source: RefSeq, a predicted model, not a curated record